Messenger RNA from Capsicum annuum, 1061 nucleotides. RefSeq names its product 21 kDa protein-like. The record is from RefSeq and is a predicted model, not a curated record. Gene Ontology annotation, biological process: negative regulation of catalytic activity. The transcript has a single exon. The coding region runs from base 139 to 792 and encodes 217 amino acids. Lineage: Eukaryota; Viridiplantae; Streptophyta; Magnoliopsida; Solanales; Solanaceae. Gene Ontology annotation, molecular function: enzyme inhibitor activity.
UAAAAUAAUAUUAUAUUUAUUCCCAAAACUAUUUAUUCCUUAUACGAUUAUACGUCACACCAAACCAGGCUAAAAGUUUUAAGAUAUGGAAUAUUAUGGCCAAAUGGAGACCCAACUCUGCUGGCUAACCCAAUCAAUAUGGUCUAUAAAUACAGUAUGGGAGUACCCAUUCCACUUCACUACUCAAAAAAUCCUCCAAAAAUGGCCACAACAAAACUGUUCAUCCUUGCAGUAGCUUUAAUUUCCCUCUCCCACCUUUCCGGCACCGCAGCCACUGCCCCCGUAGCCUCCACCAGUUUCAUAAAGAGCUCCUGCAAAUCCACCACUUUCCCCGAAGUAUGCAUCGCUUCCCUUUCCGGUUACGCAUCGGCAAUAAAGAACAGCCAAGAACAGAUAGUGAAAACUGCCUUGUCCGUAAGCCUAAACAAAGCCGAAACUACAAAGGAAUUUGUUAGCAAGCUGUUGAAAUUCAAGGGAUUAAAGCCUAGAGAGUAUGCAGCUAUAAAGGAUUGCGUAGAGGAGACAAGUGACAGUGUAGAUCGGCUUACCAAAUCUGUGAAUGAACUCAAAAGAAUGGACCGUAGCCAUGGGAAGGAUUUCCAGUGGCAUAUGAGCAAUGUGGAGACAUGGGUAAGCGCUGCAAUUACUGACGAGAAUACUUGUACUGAUGGAUUUGCUGGCAAGGCUUUGAAUGGGAGGAUUAAGGCUUCGAUUAGAAGUCAUAUAACUAGUCUAGCUCAAGUUACUAGCAAUGCGUUGGCUUUAAUUAAUCAAUAUGCUGCUAAAUAUUGAUUAAUUAGCCAUUAAUUAUGUUUUCGGGUGCUUCACAAUUAAUUAUGGUUUUUGCCUUUAUUGUUUUGGGGAGUGGUUUGUGUGGUACUUUGUAUAUUGUGAAUGAAAUUUCACGCGCUAAGUAUAAACGGGAGAAUAGAGGAUGGUUGAUUUGUCCUGGACGAUAUCUUUGCCGUUAUUUCUUGUCCUCCACGGGUUGUUUGUUGUACACAAGCUAUGCUUAUUAGUAAUGAAAAAAAAAUGGUAAUGCAUAAUUUAUAAUGCCCUAA